AUGCAGACUCUGGGCAUCGUGAUGGUCGUCAUGUUCGGCCUGGUCGCCCUUUGCCUCUUCUUCCAUUUCAUCGCAUACACCAUCCCCGGCUGGGUCCCCCACGAGAUCCCGACCCGCAACCGCCGCCGCCGCGCCGCCAACCGCGCCAACAACCGCAGUACCAACGCGACCCGCGUCACCACCCGCAACGCCACGACGACGACGACCGCCGACGGCAUUAUCGCCCCCGGUCCCGCCCGUGCCGCCCGCGCCGGCAUGGUCGUCGACGGCCACGACGGCCCCCUGCCUCGCCUUCCUGCUGCUGCUGCCGCCGCUACCCUCCUCCCGCGCAGCGCCAGCGGCACGACCGUCGCCAACGCCGCUGCUACGUCCCGUCCCAUCGUCGCCGCUGCCAACGACGGUAGUGUCGGUAUCCAGUUGGCUAUCGUCCCGCAGUUCGUGCGCAUCAACGGCGGCCGUGGUGGCGGCAACGGCAACAGCAACAGCGGCAACGCCGCGCGCCCGGCUGCUGCUGUGCCGCGUGUCGCGGGACGCGCUCCCCCGACGCGUAGGGCGCCGCCGGAGUAUGAUGUUGAGGCUGGUUUGGCGGAUCCGCCGCCGAGGUAUUCGGAGGGGCUUGGAGAGCAUGACUCUCAGACGGUUAUUGCCCGUGCGGCUUAG
This is a messenger RNA of Lasiodiplodia theobromae, 660 nucleotides long. RefSeq lists its product as uncharacterized. Lineage: Eukaryota; Fungi; Ascomycota; Dothideomycetes; Botryosphaeriales; Botryosphaeriaceae. The record is from RefSeq and is a predicted model, not a curated record. The transcript is spliced from 3 exons. The coding region runs from base 1 to 660 and encodes 219 amino acids.